UAUUUCUUACCUCUUAACCAACAAAAAAAAAGAAGAGAAAAGCUUACUAUUCUAAGUUUCUCUAGUGUGUCUGUCACUGUAGCUUCAGCCGUCCGUUGCGGCAACCACCGUUCACGGCUGUCAGUAAGCGUAGAAACUUCCCAAAUUUGACAACAACAUUCCUUUUGAACUUGUAAACCCCAAAAUCAGCUUAGAUUUUUCAAAAUCAACACCGAAAGCUCUAAAUCUAAGCCCGAAUCCUGCGGUUUCUAACACUUUAACCGCCACAUUCUGCCGUUAGAUGGUCACCGGAUUUAAGACGAAUUUCCCUUCGGUCUUCCUCGAGGUGAAUUAAUUCGGUCACUGAUUUUGAACGGCGCUGAAAAGGUUUUGCUUGGCGGUUUCUGGUGGCUGAAAAUUUUGACUUUGACUUUGGGUUUUGGUCAAUGAAGGUUUUGAUGGAAAUUUAGGGUUUGGAAGUUGCUUUCCAUCAUGAGCAUCUCAGUUUGGUGGUGGUUAUUGCUCAGUUACUGGUGCUGAAGCUCUUUUUUAUCAAGUAUUCUAUUUUGGGAACCGGGCCUUGCACCCUUGUUUUGAGUUAUAUUGAAGUUGGCUACAUUUGUUACUUGGAAACACAGAAGGGGCAAAUUGGGGUUAAAUUAUGGGGCAAGUUAGCUGUUUACUUACUGGAUUGCUGGAGAGAUUGCUGUGAUUGUUUGGGAAGUGUAGAUUAGGGCAGGAGAGAUGCCUCCUUCUCCAGCAUUAAGAUACUCUCCAGGGAGGGAGCUGAGAGGGGAAAACCACAAAAGAUGGCGUAGUUUGGAGAGUGGGCUGAAUGUACAAGAAAAAGAUGAUGACCUUGCUUUGUUCAAUGAAAUGCAGUCCAAAGAAAGGGAGAAUUUUUUGCUUCAGUCAUCAGAUGAUGCAGAGGACUCAUUUUCUACAAAACUGAAAUAUUUUUCAGAUUUCAAGCUUGGAAUUUCCGUUCCUGUUCGAGGGGAGACUAGUGAACUCCUUGAUGCAGAUGAAGAGAAAAAUGAUUAUGAAUGGUUAUUAACUCCACCUGACACCCCUCUUUUUCCUUCGUUGGAUGAUGAGCCACCACCAGCUAAUGUUGCCCGCAGUGGUAGACCCCGUACUCAACCCAUUUCCAUAUCAAGAUCAUCCACGAUGGACAAAAGCUACAGAAGCAGUAGGGGCAGCGCGAGUCCAAAUCGUUUAAGUCCAUCGCCUCGGUCUGGGAGUAGCACACUCCAAUCUAGAGGAAGGCCAUCUUCAGCACCUCAGUCCAGUCCAAUACGGCAAGCUACUCCGACUCGGAGACCAUCUCCUUCCCCUAGUAAAAGUUCAACGCCUGCUCGAAGGUCUUCUACUCCUACUCCUCAAAGGACAAGCACAGGGGGAAGGGGAACUUCCCCUAUAAGGACAAAUAGGGGAAACUCUACAUCACCAAAAAUAAGGGCAUGGCAGGCAAACAUUCCAGGUUUCUCCUUAGAUGCACCGCCUAAUCUUCGUACUUCUCUGGCUGAUCGACCAGCAUCAUAUGUGAGGGGUUCCUCACCUGCAUCUAGAAAUGGGAGGGAUGCAAGAUUUGGCAGGAAAUCGAUGUCCCCGACUGCCUCUAGAAGUGCCAGUUCAUCUCAUAGUCAUGAUAGAGACCAAUUUAGUUUGUACAGUAAAGGGUCUGUAGCAUCUUCUGGUGAUGAUGAUGUAGACCCUAUACAUUCUAUUCCUCUUGGUGGAUCAACCCAUUCUGUUUCAAGGAGGGUUGGUGCAUUCCCAAGCAACAAGGGGCCAACCUUUAACAGGAAAUCAGCUAGAGUGUUGUCGCCAAGUUCUGCUCCAAAACGUUCCUUUGACUCUGCUCUUCGUCAAAUGGAUCAUCGGAAGAGCCCUCCAAAUAUGUUCAGGCCUCUAUUAUCUAGUGUUCCAAGUACUGGUUUUUAUGCUGGGAAGGUAAGUUCUGUACAUCGUUCGUUGAUGUCAAGGAACUCAUCUUUGACUACCAGCAGUAAUGCAAAUUCUGAUCAAGGUACAAGUGCUGUGCUUGAUAUUGAAGGAAGUGACCAUCAACAUGAUGACAUGGCAAGUGAAUCUGGAAAGGGACCUUACGGCAAUGUUCUAGAAGAGGUUUUUGCCUUCGAUAAGAUGGAUGUAAUAAACCAGGAUGCUAGUUAUGAAAGGCGUAAUGACUCGCUUAAUAGUCUUAUUGAAGAUGCUGAUAGAGACUCCGCGAUCCGAUGUGACCCUGACCACUCUGAGGAGUUAGGUCACCGUAGUCUUGAAGUGGAAAUGAGUUCAAAUUCUGAUGCUCUAUGUGACAGGGGUGAUCUUUCAGAAGUGUAUAGUUUCGAAAACACAAAAAUUUGUUCUAAAUGUGGUUGUAGGUAUCGUGUUAUUGAACAGGUUGAAGAAGAAAUCAGUCUUUGCACAGAUUGCAGUAGGCAACAUGAUAUUGUCUCUGGCGACAUUUCUGAUGCAGAGAACUGUCCAGGGUUGUCUAUGAAAAUUACUGAAGAGGAUAAACCCUUUCCUGAAUUGGAAACCUCAAUUCCUCCAUCUGAUUCUCUAUCACAAGUUACUGAUGCAGUUGAACCCUGGAUUUCUCAGCAUGAAAAAAAUAUCAAACUAAGUGAAAAUUUCAGUCAAGAAAAUUCUAUUGGAGGUUCUCUAACGGACAGAGGUGAGCAGAGGCUUGGUUAUCAGCAAGAGAUGGCUCAAUCAACUGUUGAUCAUUCUAUACUUGAUAGGGAGACUGGAGGUCAGCAGUUGAGUUACUCUGAUGAACAUUCCAGUUUGAAGGUUAACACAUCAGAAGUUGUAGGUAUUUCUGUGCUGUUAAAGAGGUCAGGCAGCAGCAAGGGGCCUGUUGUUCUAGGCAGGACCUUUGCUACCAUACCAUCUGAAGAUCUUUCUUAUGCAAGAGACAGUUCUAACAGUUUCAGAAGCUCUGUUGGACAUGGGAGUGUAUCUGCAUCAUCCUCUACUGAAUUCAGCUCAUCUAGGCAAACAGAUGCGCGUGUACAAUUAAAUGGUAGAAAAUCUGAGUUGGAUAAUUACAGAUAUGACUUGAAUGCAAAGCCUCAAAGCUUUACUUUGUCUCAAAGUUCAAGCAAUAAUUACCAAGCUUUAAGUCUUGCAUCUAGCACAAAUGAUGAAAAUUUUGAGGGUUCUAUUCGUAAUCUGAAAUUUGAGGAAGCAGAGGAAACAGUUGUAGUUUCUCUAGCCAAAACUUCAGAAAAUUUAGAAGCAGAUCUGUCAUUAACUACUGCUGCUGCUCCCAAGAACGAUUGUAUCGAGUGGAACAAAAGUAGUACAGUAAUUGAUACUUUAACCUCUGAGCUAUUAGAGGACAAUUCAGCAGCACCACUUCCUCCCAAUGAAGAUUGUGUUUCAUAUGAAAAUGGAGAUAGCUUGCCUAGUAACUCCAGGAUUGCCUCAAGUGUUGAAGCAUUAGCUACCACUCUUGAAGAACAUGGUAUGCGAAAUGAUAUUCCUGAUGGAGUAGAUGCUGCUGAGGCUGCUGGCCACAACUCUUUGACUACAAUCUCAGAAAUAGAAAUCGACAAUUCCUGCCAGAGUUCCUGCAGUUCAGAACUUGAUGGCUUGUCUCCAAAUUCUGAGAGGAAAAAGAAGAGAUCCGAGGACCUGUCAGUUGCUAUACCUUUAGAUGUGGAUAUUACUGCUGUUGAGGAGCGUAAUAUGUCAGAUCACACAGAUGGUGUUUUAGAGGAAUCGACUGUCUUGGUAGAAUGCCGUGGAGGAAGUAAGGGCAGAAGCCUGACACUUGAAGAAGCAACAGACACAAUACUAUUCUGCAGUUCCAUUAUCCAUGAUCUUGCCUACCAGGCUGCAACCAUUGCCAUUGAAAAGGAAAGUUCAGUGCCAUUGGAAGGUUCCAGGCCAACUGUGACAAUCUUGGGGAAUUCCACUUCUGACAGGAAAGACCUACGGGGGCGAACUGUUGGUAGAUGGACUUCAAAAUCUCAUAAGGUCAGGCAGAGGCGGGUAGAAACUGAUGUAAAAUCUGUGCCUACCAAGGCUGUAAAUGAUGAGAAUGCCUACGAACCUUCAAUUCACAAUGUUGGUAUUCCUAAUAAGAUGGACAGUAUGAACCCUCCAAAGCUAGAAUCCAAGUGUAACUGCUCAAUAAUGUGAGACUGAACAAACUGGGCUUCACCAGCCUCCUCAUGACUUCGGUGCUACUCCUCCAGGCAGACUCCAUUCUUAUUUGGAGAGAUUGGCAAGUGAUUUGUAUUUUAAAAUGAUUUUGUGGUUGAAUUUGUUGGCAAUGGGUUGUCUUUGGUUUCAAUUUAUUUGUAAGAAACGCCACCUGAUGUUGGUGGUGACAUAAAUUGUAAAGUUGUUUAGGUUGAUAUUAGUAAAAGGCAGUGUGGGGGGCGUGGGGGCAUUUGUGUUUUUGCUCCGUUCACCAAAUUCUUUGUUAGUUAAUACUGUUUGUUUUGGGUCCUGUUCUUGGUUGGAGAAAGUAUGAAUUAAGACCCUCCCCCCUCAUUCUUAUUCAAUUAUUAUGACUAUUGAAAAUAAUAUUAGCUCAAUUUGGUUA
Molecule: messenger RNA, 4546 nt
Organism: Gossypium raimondii (Peruvian cotton)
Lineage: Eukaryota; Viridiplantae; Streptophyta; Magnoliopsida; Malvales; Malvaceae
Exons: 7
Coding region: 724-4137 (1137 amino acids)
Biological process (GO): cortical microtubule organization
Cellular component (GO): cortical microtubule
Source: RefSeq, a predicted model, not a curated record